GAUGUCUGUUCUGGAAUGGGAGGUCUAAUGGAAUGGCUUCUCUGUGUCUGGGACUACUCUGUGUUCUUCUGCUGGCCUGCGUCAUUACACAGAACCUCAUAUACAAUUCAGGACACAAACAGCUAGAAAGCAUUCAAAAUCUGACCUUACAAAGAAACAAUUUACUUAAAGGUCUCUUAGAAGUGGAUGAAAAAAUACAAAGGGGCUGGUGGUACUACAACUCGAGUGUUUACUACAUUUCUGAAUUGAAUGAGAAGAUGAAGUGGACUGAAAGCAGACAAAACUGUAAAAUGAGAGGUGCAGAUCUGGUGAUCAUAAACAGCUGGGCAGAGCAGAAAUUUAUUGAAAAAUUAUCCAAUACAUUUCAAAUGGAUGUGUGGAUUGGAUUGACGGACAGAGAUCAUUUAGGAGUGUGGAAGUGGGUGGAUGGUUUUUCACUGACCUCUGGGUUCUGGGGUCCAAACCAACCUAGAACCGAGGGGUCUGAACUCUGUGUUCAGCAGAAAAAUAUUAAAACACAUCCUUGGAUGAUCACAGGAAAAUCAUGGGAAACUUCUUUGUGCACUAACAAUUUCAAUUUCAUUUGUGAGAAGAAAAUGUUUUAAUGACUUUUGCUUGGGAUUUUAUGUCCAAUGUUUUACUGUUUUAUUACUACAGAACAAGCAUGUUUAUCCUUUUGUUAAUUGUCACCCUAAUGAAAAUCACAUCAAUUAAAAAAA
Messenger RNA from Misgurnus anguillicaudatus (oriental weatherfish), 719 nucleotides. NCBI's taxonomy places the organism in Eukaryota, Metazoa, Chordata, Actinopteri, Cypriniformes, Cobitidae. The record is from RefSeq and is a predicted model, not a curated record.